Messenger RNA from Eufriesea mexicana, 570 nucleotides. RefSeq lists its product as uncharacterized. The transcript has 2 exons. The record is from RefSeq and is a predicted model, not a curated record. The coding region runs from base 1 to 570 and encodes 189 amino acids. NCBI's taxonomy places the organism in Eukaryota, Metazoa, Arthropoda, Insecta, Hymenoptera, Apidae.
AUGGAUGUGAAUCUGAAGAUCGGUAUUCUGGUGUUGUGCGCCGGCAUCGCGCUGUCUCUCGCUGUUUCCUCCACGAAGGAACUUCUCGACUGUCGCGCCAACUUGACCGCGGCGAUCAGGAACGACACGACGUUCAUGCGGAAGGUGCGUCAGUCGGAUUACAUUUUCACCGGGAAAAUCAAGGACUCGAGGAACGGACAGUUGCACGUGCGCGUUAAGAGGGCGAUCAAGGGUGUGCUGAACGCCACCCUGGACCUCGCGUUGAACGACACAUGCGGUCAUUACAUACGUCGCAGCUACACCGGCAUCUUCAUGGCGCGACGCGACUCCGGGAUCGGCGAUCUUCGACGCGUGGACAAGAUCGUGAUGCACUUUGGUCCCGUGCCCCUCACGCUCGCCAAUUUGGACAGGCUCAACGCUGCUGUCAGAGGCCUGUAUGUCCUUCGUCUACUGACGAUUUAUAGACUCUUACUUGGGCCUAGUCCAAGUGGUGUCAAGACAGUCUGCGAGUCGUGGGAUUCUGGUAUUAAAGGAAUAACCUUAUCCUGGGUCUUCGAACUUUGGGAAUGA